UUCGGUUGCUUUGCUUUGUGGCUUGGACUUCCAUAAUGAAGAACGAAACAACUAAAAUCAAUAAUAAUGCGUCCGCCAUUGUAUAGUCAGUGUCAUAUUUUUUCAGUAUUAUACUAUAAAGGUAUUGAAUAAAAUGCAACGAUCAGCCAUUAGAUACAUCGAAUUAAUUUCUGUCCAAUAGUUACAAUGGAUACGUCUUAUAAAGUGAUAACCGUGCUCCUUUAUAUCGUAAAUUCCGUGCAUCCUUACUGCGGCCCAUACAAUGGCCAAAUAUGCAAAACAUAUACAACCGGGUACGUGUGGUAUAACCAUACGGGUGGUCUGGAGAACGAAAAGAUUACAACUGGGCUGUGGAGAGAAAUGAUAUCGACUCUCAGGGAGCCGUGCCGCAGCCGCGCCGAGAAGCUCCUCUGUGCUUACGCAUUCCCCAAAUGCAUCAACAAGGAUGGGGUCGGCGACUUCGCGUUGCCUCUGUGCUACGAAGACUGCAUCGCCGUUAAAAUGCAGUUUUGUUACAACGACUGGAUCGUUUUUGAAGAGCAAAAACGCCGAGGCGUUUACUUUGAGUCUAGAGGCCAUUUCCGAUUUCCCGAAUGCCAGAAAUUUCCCCAGUUUUCAGGGAAAGGGUCACACGUGACGUGUAAUUAUGUGGGCAUCACUAACAUGGACUACAGUGAAGUGACCGCGAGCUGCGUGCGGGGCAACGGCCGGUACUACCAGGGUACGGUGAACGUCACCGAGAGUGGCAAGGCCUGCCAGGCCUGGGAGUCUCAGUACCCCCACCAGCACACGAGACCUCCGCUUGUGUUCCCAGAAGUGCAGAACUCUAGCAACUAUUGCAGAAAUGCUGGGGGUGAGGAGCGUGGGCCGUGGUGCUACACUAUGGAUCCUGAGGUUCGGUGGGAGCUCUGCGAUAUACCACUUUGUGCCAACUCCACCUUAGAAGAUGACAAUAUUAUUGGACCAAGUAUAGAGAUGGAAAACUAUUUUACGCCUACGUUUGUGUUAUUGCUAUCAGUUGGUGGCCUCGGGUGCGUUUUAGGGAUUGCAUCCAUCGCUCUCUUGUGCCAUUACUUUUUUAAAAAUCAUUACUCUAAGUGUAACAUGCCUAACCGUAGAAAUGUCCCAAACAUGGAUAUCGAUCUUGACAAACUCCCGAGCAAUAUGGCUUACCACACCACCGGGGCUCAGCUGAACCCUAAACUGGAGAAACUGGAGUUCCCAAGAAAUAAUAUUAUUUAUAUCCGUGAUUUAGGCCAAGGUGCUUUCGGUAGAGUGUUUCAAGCAAAGGCUCCUGGGCUGGUUCCGGAAGAAGAGUUUACUCUGGUUGCUGUCAAAAUGCUCAAGGAUGAAGCCUCUCAUGACUUGCAACUAGAUUUUGAGAGAGAGGCUUGUCUUCUGGCCGACUUUGACCACCCCAACAUCGUGAAGUUGUUAGGUGUCUGUGCCAUAGGUCGCCCCAUGUGCUUGCUGUUUGAGUAUAUGGGAAAGGGUGACUUAAAUGAAUACCUAAGGGCCUGCAGCACUGCCACUAACUACCCACCAAUGUCAGAAUACAGGGAAGACUUAAGGUUACUGGCGACACCACUGGGCCAUUUAGACUUAUUGCAUGUUGCGAGGCAGAUCGCCUCAGGGAUGGUCUACCUGUCUGAUCGCAAAUUUGUUCAUCGAGACCUUGCCACCAGGAACUGUCUAAUCAAUGAUGACAUGGUAGUGAAGAUUGCAGACUUCGGUCUUUCACAUAAAAUUUAUUUACAAGAUUAUUAUAAGGGAGACGAGCAUGACGCUAUCCCAGUGAGAUGGAUGCCUUUAGAAAGCAUAUUGUACAAUAAGUAUACAUUAGAGUCUGAUGUGUGGGCCUAUGGGGUAUGCUUGUGGGAAAUAUUCUCUUUUGCCCUACAGCCUUACUUCGGAAUGACCCAUGAAGAAGUGGUCAGGUUCCUGAAGGACGGGAAUGUCCUGGCGUGUCCGGACAACACGCCCCGCAGCGUGUACGAUCUUAUGCGCCAGUGCUGGAGCACGCACCCCACCGACCGACCCAACUUCAGACUGAUUUAUCAGAUGUUAGACAACAUACAAAUGAUUCUAGAACGAACUCAUUCUGACUAAUUUACAGUGUUAUCAAUUAAUUAUUAAGGACUGAGUUUGUAUUUCAUUAUUUACUGUGUAAAGUACUCUUGAUGUAAAUAAAUAGGUAUCUACUUGUAUUUUACGUACGUCAUUACAUUAUUAAGUAAGUUUAAUUCGGCAACUAUUUAUUGUUUAUGUCAAUUUCUAUUAUAAGUAAUAAUUGUAAUUACUAGCCAACGUACAACUUGAUGUUGAUCUCUUGUAUUUCCUUAAAUUUGGGUUUAGAGUGGUAUAUUGGAAUUUUAAUUGUAACUAGUAUUGUUUGGUUGCAAAUUGAUCAUUGGAAUAUUUUGAUACUUGUAGAGAUGACAGGUAUUAACGAACUGUGUCAUAUUUUCUGUCCUCGGCAUAUGUCUGCUCCAAUCCAAAUGACAACUUGACUGAUCGCAAUUUCAAACAGUUUGAAUUUUUUAUUGGAACAGUUCUUAUUGAUUGAUUGUAUUGUUAUAAUGUCCGUAUCUUAUUGGAAUCAAAUAGGCUUAAAUUCAUUUAAACAUUUACUAAUUUUUUACAUGUUAUAUUUUACUACGGGUGUAUCCUAGAUUUCUUCCUUGUGAAAUUCUAACUGAUCAGAAAUGUAGAGAAUGUAAGCGAAAAUUGUAUGUGAUGUGACCGAGUUCUGUUUUGUUAAAAUGAAUAUCCAACCUACCUCUUAAUAAAUUCUUGAUUAUGCCUAAAAGUAUUUUUGUAGGCGGCCAUUUUGCUAAUGUUAUCCAUACGGAUACUGACCUGUAUUGUUUGUUGUUAUAAUUAUGUUUUAAGUAGCUAGUGGUCAAAUUUAAAUACUUAAGCCAUUGUUUGUAUGGAUUUGAUUUUAAAUGAAAUCAGCAGAGAUGAACCAACCUCCCAUUCCAUUAAAAAAAAACAGUGUUUAAAUAUAAUACUCCUUUUAUAAACAUUUCAAAGCAAGUAUUACAAAAAAUACUGAUUUUAGUAAAUAAAGUUUUAAUUACGAAGUUAUUUUUAUUAAAAAGUCACUGCCAAAUUUAAGACUUUUCUUGUACAGUCGCCAUCGGAUAUAUCGGAGCGGUCAAGGUGCUCACAAACAUCUGAACACGCCUCUAUUUUCAAGGCGUUAUGCGUGUUCAGAUAUUUUCGAGCACCA
Cydia strobilella is the source of this 3235-nucleotide messenger RNA. RefSeq names its product tyrosine-protein kinase transmembrane receptor Ror2 (gene Nrk). The coding region runs from base 187 to 2109 and encodes 640 amino acids. Gene Ontology annotation, molecular function: ATP binding; Wnt-protein binding; transmembrane receptor protein tyrosine kinase activity. Lineage: Eukaryota; Metazoa; Arthropoda; Insecta; Lepidoptera; Tortricidae. Gene Ontology annotation, cellular component: signaling receptor complex; plasma membrane. Gene Ontology annotation, biological process: multicellular organism development; positive regulation of kinase activity; positive regulation of phosphatidylinositol 3-kinase/protein kinase B signal transduction. The record is from RefSeq and is a predicted model, not a curated record. The transcript has a single exon.